GCGCAACCUCUCCUGUACACAGAGUCCAUUCCUAGUUGGAAUGAUAUGAGGCGUGGCAGGUGUCUGCUUGGCGUUUGUCCGCCUGUGCUAGCGGCCACGCUUUUUUGUACACAGACAUGGGUGUCCUUCCCCUUCCCAGGAUCCGGGUGUACUGGUUCCUCGAGGGUGCACCGACACAGGCAUGCAUUACGAAGUACGGCCACUCCAAUCAGCUUGGACCCUUCCGAGAAGCGACGUGCGCUCUCUGCUUUGGGCCUAGACCCGGCCAAUGCUCCGCAGCCAGCGGAUGUGAAGCGAGCCUUUAGGCGCAAAGUGGCGCGUCUCCAUCCAGAUGUGAAAGGUGGAAAAGCAUCAGCUCAGUUUCGAGAAGUUCUUGAUGCUUAUGCACUGUUGACUGGGCGGCGCACUUCGCUUGCAACUUCAACGCCCUCCUCAGAUACACCCUUCUCAGAGAUUGUUAAGACACGUGGACCGACGGAGGAAGAACAGGAGGCAGAGUUUCAAAGGCCAGAAAAUUGGCGGUGGAAUCAGAAUACCGGCUACAAUCCUGGUGACCUGGACGAGGUAUGGGAUGAGAUUGGCUACAAUCCAUACACUGGAGAAUACCGAACGCCUCCAGAGCGUCCGGAGGAGCAGGAGUGGGUGCCACCUCCAUCAUGGACCGUAAGGACACCGUCUUCGCCACCUCCUCCACAGCCUGCGCCAACACCUAGGCGGCGCAGUGCCAAAGCUCGAGGAAUGGAGUAUGCGCAGCUUCCGACGGUUGAGAUCUUGGGAUACUUUCUGCUGGCAGCAGUGUGUAUUUUCUUGGCUCUUUCUCCUGAACUCUUGCUUUCGGAGGAGGACAAAGCACGAUAUUUGGAACAGCAAGAGCAAAGGGCAAGACUGGAAUUCCAGCGCCGGCAAGAGAGAGCUGCGCUUGAAAUCCUUUGGCGACAGCGCCAGUUCAAGUGGCAGCAGGAGCAAAUGCGGGGCUUUGCGGAGUACAGCGAGGCCGACGAGCCUGCGGGCGAUGGGCUUGAUGAAAUCCCACUUGGAGGAUGACUGGAUCACUUGCGACAAAGCUCGCACGUGUGCAGAGAUAUUACUUCGCCAACUAGGCUCUCAUUUUCCGCUUUACCAAAUGCGCGCAUGUGUUUUUUUCGCCUUUCGACAGGCACAGGACAUGCCACUGUUUCUUGGCUUGGUCAUCCUGUUCGCUCAAGGCUUAUUACUUGUCCUCAGAAACACCAAGGAUCUCAUGGGAAGAUACCCAUCUCAAUGUGUAGGACAUUUUCGGUCGCUGUGCAGAGGAG
This is a messenger RNA of Effrenium voratum, 1295 nucleotides long. Lineage: Eukaryota; Dinophyceae; Suessiales; Symbiodiniaceae. The record is from the annotation of a GenBank genome assembly.